AUGCUCACCCACCAAGACAAAAAGCUCGCCACGCAGGAUCUAGACACCCCCGAGGCUAGCCCAUACGAGACAUUUAGGUUCACUGUGCAGGAUCUAGCUCGGAAUCACCUGCACUCUGGAGACAACCAGCCCCCCUUAGACUGGGAACAUCGGAAUUCAGAACUGUCGGUGCAAGGACACACGCAGCCAAGUGCAGUUCUCCUCACGCAAUAUCCGUUGCACACGUUGCUCAUGCUAUAG
Messenger RNA from Penicillium verrucosum, 240 nucleotides. RefSeq lists its product as uncharacterized. NCBI's taxonomy places the organism in Eukaryota, Fungi, Ascomycota, Eurotiomycetes, Eurotiales, Aspergillaceae. The coding region runs from base 1 to 240 and encodes 79 amino acids. The record is from RefSeq and is a predicted model, not a curated record. The transcript has a single exon.